AAAUUAUUUUUUAUCCAAAUAAAAAAUUUUUAAUUUUGUGACGCCACAUGACAAAUUUAUUAAGACCACACCCAUUUAAAUGGCGAAAAAUAAUGUUUGCAAUGUGGACACUUUUAGCUCUCCUUCUCCUUCGUCCUCGCUGGAGGCAGCCUUUAGUAUCCGUAUUGUGGACAUAGACAGCUAUCAGGGGGCUCCAUUAUCUGGUCUUGAUGUCUGUUACUCUGAUUUUUCGGGAGAGCCAAUUAAAAGUGUUCCUGUGGUGCGAGUUUUUGGAUCCACUCCUGCCGGUCAGAAGACUUGCCUACACGUCCAUGGAGCCUUCCCUUACCUCUUUGUUCCGUCACUAGAGGAAAAACCAUCAGAAAGAUAUCUAAAGUUAUUUGCAGAGAGUAUUAAUCAUGCCCUGCAGGUGUCACUGGGAGCAGCUUCAAAGAAAGAGUCUCACGUUUUUAAGAUAUCAGUAGUCAGAGGAAAGCCCUUUUAUGGCUAUCAUGCAUCAGAGUGUGUCUACUUGAAGAUAUAUCUCUAUAACCCAAGACACAUUAAGAGGUUGGCUGAUCUGCUAAUAGUGGGUGCUAUAAUGAGAAUACCACUGCAGCCUCAUGAGUCACACAUACCAUUCAUACUACAAUUUAUGAUUGAUCAUAAUCUUUAUGGCAUGAACUAUCUUCACUCCAGUAAAGUGAUGUUCAGGGUGGGAGGAGAUGGAGAGGAAGAGGAGAACAAUGAAGUGAUAAGCAGUCCUUCUCCUGUUUCAUUCUCUGGUUCUAACCAGUUGAUAUCUCCAAGUAAACGAGUUUGGCAGCUGGAAAAAUUAGCCAGUGACAUGUUGCUGUACGAGUCAAAAGUGAGUGCAUGUAAGUUGGAAGGAGAUGUUGUAGUGACAGACAUAUUGAAUAGGGAAGAACUGAAACAAAAAAGCGGUGGGUUUCCAGGGUUACUGUCUUUGUGGGAUGAGGAGAGGAUAAGAAGAGAGAGCCACUCAAUUACUGAUCAUCUUUCACCACCACCUUCACCUGAUCGCUCCUGUAAUCUUGUCCAUCCUGCUGAAGAAAGACACAGAACACUUUUAUCAGAAAUCAUCGAAUCAAAGACAAUCAAAGCCACUCCUCUCUCUCCUCCGCCCCUCUCCUCCCUCUCUCAGUCGCGUGAGCCCGAGUUUCAUUUCUCUCAGAGAGAACCUACAUGUAGCCCUUCAUUGCUGUCACCAUACCGUUCUGAGACCCCGCCCGUUGACACGCCCACUGGAGAUCACCCUGUAGUGGUGGAUGAAGACGUGAUAGAGUCCAGUUUGAGACUAAAGAAGAAAUUAUCAUCUUUGUCAAUCAGCUCCAGUGAGGCAGACAUUGCUGAAGUAUUACUUGAUUUACUCAAUGCCUCAUCCUCACCCUCCCCUCUCCCACUCACUCAAACACAAACUAACACUAACACUGAUACUAACACUGAUGCUAAUAAUAAUGAACCAAUCAUUCAUCUCUCUCCUAUCAUAUCAACUACUGGUUCACUCCCUGACCUCAGCAGUAGAGAUAGAGGGGAAGAUGGGGACACUACUUUAAUGGCUGACCAAGAUAACAAUAUUGGGGACACUACUUUAAUGGCUGAUCAGGAUAACAAUAUUGGGGACACUACUUUAAUGGCUGAUCAGGAUAACAGUACUGGGGACAUUACUCUAGUGGCUGAUCAGGACAACAGUAUUGUGUCUAUGGAGGAAGAGGGAGGGAGAGUGAGAGGGGUCAGUAUUGAGUCUGAUAUACCUUGUGGUCAGUUGGUUUUAAGACAAGGCAGUCAAGAGAGCCAGUCAUGCUUGAAAAACAUGCUAGACCUCUCCUUGUGUUUGGAAGAGCUUAGAGGAGUCUCGCCGUCCAGUCAAGAGGCCACACCUACUGGCUCCUCCUCUCAAUUGUCGUAUCAAGAAAGACGAAAUCUUAUUCAGUUGUUCUUGGAAGAGGAAGAGAAGGAGGAGGAGGAGGAGGAGGAAGGAGAGGGAGAGAGAGAGGAGGAUGAGGAAUUGGAAAUGACGCAAAUCGUAACUUCUGAUGAUCAAGACGUACAUGACACGCCACACCCAAAGGUGGACUUUAUACCACAGUUGGACGGUGCAACCGGUAGAAAAUCACUAAAACUCUCACGAAAGAAAACAAUCAAACAAACAACAACAACAACAAGCAGUAGUAGUGAACAAAAAGGAGAUAGUACACUAAACACUCCUUCUGUACAACCUCCUCCUCUGACCUCCCUUCCUCUCUCCUCCUCUCCCUCUCUCUCCCUUUCUCCUCCUUCUCUCUCUCCAACCAGCACUAAUCUCACUACCACUAGUCUAUCAUCAACUAAUCCUUUGGUCUUGUCACAGGAUAGUAAAUCAACUUCUCAGACUCAACCAGUUUCUUCUCAUUAUGUCUCCAAGUCCCUCAGUUUAAGGAAAAGGAAACCCUCUCUCUCUUUUUAUGGGAAACCCUCUCCUUCUAAGUCUCGUGAUGCCACGCCCCUGGUUGUAUCACGUGAAACCACGCCCAUUCUUGAUUCAUCGUUGCUUGCGGAAAGAGCUCGUAAUAAUUCGUUGGUUCCAAAGAUUCGGAGACUCUCUCGUGAAGACAGUGAGAAAUAUUUGCCGGCUUUAAGAGACAGGGAGGCUUCGGUACCGCCCAAAGAUGAAACGGACGGAGAUACUACUAAGUCCAAGGGUGUGGCUGAUAGUAAGUCUAGUGGGCGUGGCUUAAAGAGAAGAGGAGCAGAAGCUACUGGCACUCGUCGUAAGAGACUGUGUUUGCAUUCUAGGGAAGAGGAACUGGUUGCGUUAGCAAUCGCUCAAUCACUUAAGACACUUAAAGAAGAUGAGAAACGAAGGAGAAUAAUGGAAGACAAAGAAUUGAAGGAAAGAGAAGAAGAGAAAAAGGAAAUGGAACAAGAUGAGACCUUAUCUAAAAAUGAAGAGGCGACUGAUAUUGAGCCUUUUUUAAUACCUACACCACCUUCUCUUGAGUCUAUCCUUCCUCCUCUCUCUCUCCCUCCCUCUCCACACACUCCAGUCUCACUAUCACUUGUUUCCCCAGACACUCUUCUCUCCCCUUCCUCCCCCUCUCCUCCCAGUUCCCCUCUCCCUCACGACUCAAGUACUGACAAUGACAACUUGGACUUUACUCUCGCAGUAUCAUCAAGUGACGAAGAAGAAGAGAGGGAGGGAGAGAGAAUAGAAAUGGAUAUCGAAGACACGGAAAGAAAGGUAGAAGAUGAAAAGUCAGAGAACUUUACACUUGCAGUGUCAUCAAGUAAUGAAGAAGAGAGAGAGGGAGAGAGAAUAGAAAUGGAUAUCGAAGAUGCAGAAAGAAAGGUAGAAGAUGAAAAGUCAGAGAAUGAAGAGAAGACCAAUGACAGCAAAGAGAAGGAGGAGAUAGAACAAGAAGGAGAGGGAAGAAUUGCUGUACUUUAUCCAGCUGGUCCUAGCCCCUCUAUUACUGGGCCAGUGGUAGCUGAUAGUGUUGUCAUUAGUCCAUUGGAAUCAGCUCCUUCUUUAUCACUGAUAUUACAAGAUGGAGACAUGCCCUCAGUUAGAUACACUAAGGCACACUGUAGCAAUCCUAAUGACGUCCAGCAACCACAAGAUUUUGGUGGUCAUAAGAUAAGUGUCCCUUCACUCAUGUCUUAUGAAUUAAAAGAGUUCAAUACAGACUCUGUUAUUCAAGGCACACCUACUGCUGUUGCUGCUGGUAGUUGGUGUAGUUUGAGUCACUGGAGGACAGUAUUGGCACUGUCCAAUGAAACAGGAACUGGAACACAGCUACCACCACCUUGCCACCCGAACCAGCCAGGGGAGUUUUACUCUUCACAGAAGCAUCAGGAUGAUGUCAGGGCACGGUCCCAAUAUUGGCCCAAGGGACCCUGUAUUAUUACGCCUCUCAAGACCCCACCCAGUUCUUUUACUGUUGCUAAGGAUAUGGUGUCUCGUGAUGCUAAGCUUCGGACCCCCUCAACUGAUGAACAUUCUAUCAUAGACGGGCCCAGUCUUGAUAAUACGUAUGGGUUCCAAUUAACGCCCACCACUGACCCAGAGACUGAAUCAGAGAUUCAAUAUAUCACACUCAUGAGCAUUGAGCUUCAUAUCAGAACUCGAGAAAAUCUCAAUCCUGAUCCGGAAUGGGAUCCGGUCCUUGCCAUAUUCUAUUACAUACACAAUGACUGGCCACGCUCACCCGACUCGCCGGCCCCUAGUGGGUGUGGCUUAGAGAAUGCCACGAAAGGAAUAAUUGCAAUUGACCUGUCCCAGCCUUCAAGUCAAGUGACCACACCCACUAAAAGAGGCGGAGCCAGAGGAAGAGGAGGAAAGGGUAAAGGCUCACCUAAGACUUUUUCCAGUCUGCGAAAAAAAUUUUCUAGCCCGUCGAAAAUUUUAUUGGGCAACCAGUCAAAAAUAAGUGCACAGGAAGCGUUAGACACAACAGAUACAGAUAGACGCCCUUAUUUGGACAACACUGGACUAUCAAGCAACAAUAUUCAUAUCACUUAUGUAUCAAACGAGAGAAACCUGUUUGACAAGCUUGUGAAACUGGUUAGACAAGUUGAUCCGGACGUUUUGCUAGGAUAUGAAAUCCAGAAAAACUCCUGGGGAUACUUGAAGAUGAGAGGGAGCCAUCUCGGGAUCAAUCUGAUUGGUCAAAUAAGCCGAGUUCCUACAGCAACCACACCGGAACGUGGUGGUAGCGACAAGUCUGGUGGAAGCCCGAGUAAGAAAGGAGCAGCAUGGUUUGAGGAAAGACACAACUCUGAUAUCCACGUGGUAGGAAGAGUGUUACUUAACGUAUGGAGGACAAUGAAACAAGAAUUGUCUUUAACUAGUUAUUCAUUUGAGAGUGUCACUUACCAUACUCUCUACCAAAGACUUCCUAAGUUCUCUUAUCAGACACUAACUGAAUGGUAUGACUAUCGUAACAGGCUAUACAGGUCCAGAGUCGUUGAUUAUUACAUGACCCAUUGUUACGGUAACUGUCUUCUUUUGGAGAAGUUUAAUCUGAUCGGUCGGACGAGUGAGUUGGCUCGUCUGUAUGGGAUCGAGUUUCAUAAUGUGCUGGCAAGGGGGUCUCAGUACAGGGUUGAGUCUAUGAUGCUCAGAUUAGCUAAGCAGUAUAAUUACAUUGCAGCAUCGCCAAGCAUUCAGCAAAGAGCAAGAAUGGCAGCCCCAGAGUGUCUUCCUCUAAUAAUGGAGCCUGAGUCAAAGCUCUACACUGAUCCAGUUCUAGUCUUAGACUUCCAGUCGCUCUAUCCCUCAAUGGUCAUAGCUCACAAUUAUUGCUACUCAACUUGUCUGGGACGUGUGAAGCAUCUCACCACCAAUAAUGAUGGAUAUAAAUUUGGUACUUGUUCUCUAAGUAUUCCAGAUGACAUUCUACUGCAAUUGCAAGACAGUGUGACAAUAUCUCCUAAUGGUGUAGUGUUUGUAAAGUCAGAUGUUAGAAGAGGAGUCAUGCCACAGAUGUUAGAGGAGAUACUAAAUACUAGGAUAAUGAUCAAACAGUCCAUGAAACUGUACAAAGACAAUAAAGUACUCCAGAGGAUACUUGAUGCUCGUCAGUUAGGACUCAAACUAAUUGCAAAUGUCACUUAUGGAUACACUGCUGCUAACUACUCUGGACGCAUGCCUUGCGUUGAGAUUGCUGAUAGCAUUGUCAGAAAAGGGCGGGAAACUCUUGAGCGUGCAAUCCAAUUGGUUGAGUCCACACCAAAGUGGCAAGCGAAAGUCAUCUAUGGUGACACGGAUAGUAUGUUUGUGCUACUGAAGGGAGUGAGUAAGGCGGAGUCUUUUAGGAUUGGGAGGGAAAUCAGUAAAGCAGUUACAGCUGACAAUCCAAAACCAGUGAAACUGAAAUUCAAAAAGGUAUACUCAUCUUGUAUAUUGCAAACAAAGAAGAGAUAUGCUGGAUUCAUGUAUGAGACGCUGGACCAGUCAGAGCCAGUGUUUGAAGCAAAAGGAAUAGAAACUGUGAGGAGGGACAACUGCCCUGCUGUGUCAAAGAUAUUAGAGAAAAGUCUAAAGCUACUUUUCUCGACUAAGGAUGUCUCUCUGGUCAAGUCCUACGUUCAGUCUCAAUGCACUAAGAUACUCAAUGGUAGAGUACCCACUUCAGACUUUGUAUUUGCUAAAGAGUAUCGUGGAUGAAGUGGGUACCGUCCAGGGGCUUGUGUUGCUGCUCUAGAAAUAGCAAAGCAGAAGACAUUGCUUGAUAGACAGGCCGAGCCAUUAGUUGGUGAAAGGGUUCCAUAUGUAAUAGUAUAUGGGCCACCUGGACUACCUCUUAUACAACUAGUGAGAAGUCUUGAAGACUUUACCACUGCUUCGUCAUCUCUCCGUUUAAAUUCAAACUAUUACAUAACUAAACAGAUCCUUCCUGCUCUCUCCCGCUCCUUCUCUCUCCUCGGAGUUGAUGUGUUUCAAUGGUACCAUUACCUCCCGCGCUCUCAGAUGCUCCCUUCAGUUGUGGGCGGGGCCAAGAAAGGUACUAUCAGUCAGUACUUUGCGUCUGCUCAUUGCGUAAUAUGUGGGACGAUAACAAGUGAAACCCCGCCCAUAUGUCCGGAAUGUUCUAAAAACCCUCAAAAUGUCGCUGUUAGCCUCUCCUCUUUGGGUUCUAAAACCGAGAAUAACUUUUUUGAAUUAUGCAAAAUUUGUCAGCAUUGCUGUGGUAGUAUCAAGAGUGGGCAUUAUUUGGAAUGUGUCUCACUAGACUGUCCAGUUUUCUAUUCUCGUCUGACUAGUAUCAAAAGAUUGGAUGGGUCUGCCGUUGGCUCUCAAAAAAUUCUCGCAGAGUUUUUGAAUAAACAAAGUAGCACAAGAGACGUGUGACAGCAUUAUAUAGUUUUGUAUAAAAAAUUUUGUAUUAUUAUUUAUGUGUGUGACGGCUCAUCUCUUAUCAGAUGUUUAAUUAUAAGAGAAGUGAUGAUAAUUAUGUAAAUAAUAA
Molecule: messenger RNA, 6947 nt
Organism: Amphimedon queenslandica
Lineage: Eukaryota; Metazoa; Porifera; Demospongiae; Haplosclerida; Niphatidae
Product: DNA polymerase zeta catalytic subunit-like
Biological process (GO): error-prone translesion synthesis; double-strand break repair via homologous recombination
Cellular component (GO): zeta DNA polymerase complex; nucleus
Molecular function (GO): DNA binding; DNA-directed DNA polymerase activity; nucleotide binding
Source: RefSeq, a predicted model, not a curated record